UUAGUCGUGAAUCGUGAUUAAAAUUGUGUUCCGUAAUUUUUGAUAAUAUUCUAGUAUUAAUAUGCUCUCUAAAACGUAACAAACAUAUAAAUAAUAUACUCUAUUAACACUUCAAGACGUUGCCAAAUUUAAUUUUCGACUAUGGAGUUGAUUUUAUGGAAAAACAUCCAUCCGGCCGGAAAGCAAGCAAUUUUGUGUUUUUUAGUUUGUGCUUCUACUUUCACGAUAUCUUUUUUCUCGGGGAGCAUCCUGGGCUUCUCUUCGGAGCUGUGGGCGCUCACGUACUGGGGCCCGGGGCUGUACUUCUGUUUAUUUAACUUUAUUCUCAGAUAUUGUUACAGGGGCUUCAUAUAUGAGGUGUCCGUCAGAUCAGCGUUUCUUGGCGCCGCCUUUGCCACCGGUCUCCACCUUAGCACCUUUGACUCUGGCUGGCGAGUGUUCGGCCUCUACAUCAUGGCGCUGACCUUCUUCCACUUCUCGGAGUUCAUGGCGGUGGCACUGACGAACCCUCGGACGUUAUCCGUUGACUCGUUCAUAUUGAAUCAUAGUUUGCAGUAUGGGCUGGCUGCUGUGGCUAGUUGGACAGAAUGGGCUGUGGAGUAUUACUUCUUUCCUGAAAUGAAGACAUGCUUCUUGCUGUCGUCAGUAGGUUUCCUCAUGUGCAUCAGCGGUGAGCUGCUGAGGAAGUCAGCCAUGUUCACAGCCAAGACUAACUUUAAUCACACCGUGCAGUUUGUGAAGAAACCGGACCACGAGCUAGUGACGCACGGCGUGUACGCACUGUGCCGGCAUCCGAGCUACGUUGGCUGGUUCUAUUGGUCCAUCGGCACACAGAUUACACUUCUAAACCCAAUCUGCAUGGUGCUAUACACGCUGGCCUCGUGGCUGUUCUUCCGCGAACGCGUCGAGGCCGAAGAACUGACGCUCCUGGCCUUUUUCGGCCCCCAGUACGAGAGGUAUUGUCGGGACGUUGGGACUGGACUACCUUUUAUAAAAGGGUAUGACCCUGAUGAGGAGGAGAAGGUAAAACAGAGGAGUUAUUGAGGAGAUUGAUGUGAAAUUAUAAGAGGUUGCGUAAAUACAGAGCGUGUCAAAUAGACUUUUAAAUCACAUGAAAUCUGUUUCUGUACGAAUUGCUAGGUUUACCUAGCACGAGUUUACGAGUGUUUUAACACUCGUCAUAUUCCCCUACCUAUCGUUGUCAGAUUUUUCUCAAUUUUAAAGAGGAAAACAACAAUUUAACGUUACUACUUUAGACUUUAUAAACAAUAGAAAGAUUCACUUGAUACGCGUUAUUAAAAUAUGUAGUUCAACGUUAGUCAAUUCUGUCACCAAAAAAACACGAAAGGCAAAGAACUUUUCUAAAGCUCAUUACCAUUUCUCUAUGGUCUUUAUCGGUCUGAUACUGUGACUAUUAGUUUUGUAUAUGUUAUAUUUUCAUAAACUUGCAUUUAAAAGCGUUUUGUAUAGCACAAUACUUUUGUGUUCAUAAGUAUGUUAGAGAAUGUACUCGAGUAUAUGUAUUUAUACAUUAUUUACCAUUACAUCAUGUAUAGUAUUUUGUAUGUAUUUAAAGUAGCAUAUUUCUUCACUUUUUAUGUAAUAACUCGAACAAAAUAUUAUCUACCAAAUACACAGAAUAUUAUCUAUUAAUAUCUAGUCGAAGUAUGUUUCUUGUAACUCAAUUAAUGUGUCAUGUGUGUAAGAUUUACUAGGAGUUAUUAAAGAUAUCGAGUCUGACUGUACUAUUUGUAAAUAAGAGCAUAUUCAGUAUUAACGUUAUGUCAAAGUCUAUUUAUAUUUCCAACGUUACCAUUUGUCUCGAUGAAUGUACAAAAAUAUGUUGUAUAGUAGACAGAAACGUGUAAGUAGUAAGUUAUAUAUCUUAUGUUUAAAGUGUGACCCCCCCCCCCCCCCCUAAAAUCAUCCAAAAAUCAUACUUCGAAUGACCCCGUGUCCUCCUAUGUUAUGCUACCAUCAUCCGAUAUCGAGACCCCCCCCCCUAAUUUCAAAUGACGUAAUUUAUGAAUAGCCCCACCAGAGCAUAUAUUAUUAAUAUCAUUAUGUAGAUAAUUCAUCUCAGAAAUCGUAUGGCACAUAAAACAUUAUAGUUAGGGAGGCGAGGUAGCUAAAUGGCGUAAUUCAACGGCGCCGUCGAGACCUAUCAAAAUCGAAAGAUAAAAUAAUUUGGAAAAGAAAAGCUCGUAUGGCAAAAACCAUUGUAGCGGUGGGUUUGGCGUGUACGGUUUUUCAAAAAUGUUAAAAAAAACAGUUACUUGGGCAUUCUCGAGCGCGUCAGAUAUUCAUACUACGUAUGGCCCGAGUGCCUCUGAUAACAACGGUAUACUAAUCUGCCGGUUUGCGUGGUGGGGGUAGGCAUAUAAAGUAGUCAAAAAUGCAAAAAAUAAAAAUUUACUCGAGCGCGUCAGAUUUUCGGAAGGGGUGUUAAGUAGGCCCCAAGGAAGCUUCCUUUAAAAAAACGGACGAUUUCGGCGUGACGAUAAGUUACGAUGAAUUUUUGAAAAUGCAAAAAAGAAAAGUUUUUUGAAAUACUCGAGCGCGUCAGAUUUUCAUAGGGGAGGUUUAUCUCGGUAUCCUGAAAGCAUAUUUUUUUAAUCUGACAAAAAUGUUGGUGGGUUCUCUUAAUCUGACCGAAAAAGGUUUUUUGUCACAUAAUUUAAUCAUCGUUAUUUCAUAUCAAUUUUUUUUAACACCCUCAGUUUUCGAGAUAUACUCAAAAAACCGGGAGUUUGAGUUUUUAUGAUGCUUCAAGUCAAAAAGUUUUAACUUUGGACAAAAAUGUAAAGAGACCUUUUUUGUGUAAAAUAAAAUUACCUUUUUUGUUUAUUUAAACUCUUUUUGGUGUAAAAUGUAUCGUUCGCGACUUAUAUGCCGCAACGCGUUCUUAGGAAGACGAAAUGGCUCCUCCACACUUCCGGUCAUGCGGAAACCGGCAGAUUUUGUAUUUUUUAGUAAGUUUUAGAUUAUAUUCUUCAAGAUAAAAAAUAAAAAAAUCGCGCUCGAGAAUGCCGGAUUAACGUUUUUUUUUUACAAGUUCGCGACCCUAUAACUCGGCGGCGUCAAGGACUUAUCGUCAGAUUAGUUAAAUUUAGUCUUUAAACACUAAAAUCAACCCCCAAUAUCUUAAUCUGACGCGCUCCAGUAUUUCAGACUAUCCAUUUUUUUUUACUAAUCUGAUCGUCUAUCCUAGGCGCGCGUCACUACAUAUAUGUAGAGCUAAAUACUUUACAAGGUUGUUCUAUUAGGUCUAAGGUAUCUCUCAUAUCUUAAACUGCCACCCUCGAGUAUUGCCGAAAAUUCCCCUAUUCGCCUCCCUAACCAUUAACUAUCACAGAAACAAAUAAAUAAGUAGAGGCAGAGGCUAACAGAUUAUACAAUGAUUGGCUCUUUAAAGUAAGGUAUAAAUUGGCGCAUAUUUUUGUAUUAAUUUCACAGUUCUCUAUACUCUAGUUGUUCACUACAACUAUAGUAAUUUUGACAAUUGGCCAGUUCCGAUUUUGGGCACAUUUUGUUUUGACCGUUACUUGUCACACAGUGAAGAGUUUAGUGCAGCCAUAUUGCCAAUUAUUCAAUUAAAUAAAGUUUUCUCAUUUAACUGAAUUGUAAAUAUUUCGUACUUACUAAAAUAAGCAUGUAUGUGAAUGGUUGUGAAUGUCUGAUAUGUUAAUUACAUAUUAAUUGAAAUAAGACUAAUAAAUUGACGCUUGACUGAA
Messenger RNA from Cydia fagiglandana, 3734 nucleotides. RefSeq names its product protein-S-isoprenylcysteine O-methyltransferase (gene ste14). Gene Ontology annotation, biological process: C-terminal protein methylation. Gene Ontology annotation, cellular component: membrane; endoplasmic reticulum. The transcript is spliced from 6 exons. NCBI's taxonomy places the organism in Eukaryota, Metazoa, Arthropoda, Insecta, Lepidoptera, Tortricidae. Bases 142 to 1044 code for a protein of 300 amino acids. Gene Ontology annotation, molecular function: protein C-terminal S-isoprenylcysteine carboxyl O-methyltransferase activity. The record is from RefSeq and is a predicted model, not a curated record.